AGAUGGAGAAGUAUGAGAAAAUCAAAGUGGUCGGAAGAGGAGCUUUUGGGAUAGUGCACCUGUGUCGCCGGCGCAGUGACGGGGCCUUUGUGAUCCUGAAGGAGAUCCCAGUAGAGCAGAUGUCCCGUGAUGAACGCCUCGCUGCCCAGAACGAGUGCCAGGUGCUGAAGCUGCUCAACCACCCCAACAUCAUAGAGUACUAUGAGAACUUCCUGGAGGACAAGGCUCUGAUGAUCGCUAUGGAAUAUGCACCAGGUGGAACCCUAGCCGACUACAUUCAGAAGCGCUGUAACUCCCUGCUGGAUGAGGACACCAUCCUGCACUUCUUUGUCCAGAUCCUGCUGGCCCUGUACCACGUGCACAACAAGCUCAUCCUACACCGCGACCUGAAGACCCAGAACAUUCUGCUUGACAAGCAUCAAAUGAUCGUCAAAAUAGGUGACUUUGGAAUCUCCAAAAUCCUAGUCAGCAAGAGCAAAGCCUACACUGUGGUGGGGACCCCAUGCUACAUCUCUCCAGAGCUGUGUGAGGGGAAGCCCUACAACCAGAAGAGUGAUAUCUGGGCCCUGGGCUGUGUUCUAUAUGAGCUAGCCAGCCUCAAGAGAGCUUUCGAGGCUGCUAACCUACCUGCCCUAGUGUUGAAGAUCAUGAGCGGUACCUUUGCCCCGAUCUCAGACCGGUACAGUCCAGAACUCAGGCAGCUCAUCAUGAACAUGCUCAAUCUGGACCCGUCCAAACGCCCACAGCUCAAUGAGAUCAUGGCCCACCCUGUUUGCAUCAGACCCCUGCUCAACCUCUACACUGAUAUAGGCAAUGUCAAAAUGCGUAGAAUCGAGAAACCAAUGUCCACCGUGCAGUCAGGAGGUCAUGGUAGACCAGGAGGGCGAAUUACCGGCACAAGGUCAUUCAGAGAUGGACGGAUGGGAACAGGAAAGUUGCACUCCCUCCCCCUGUCAUCAGUGUACACAUGGGGCAGUGGCAUCUCUGCGCCCCUGCGUCUACCCAUGCUCAACACAGAGGUGCUGCAGGUGGCCCUGGGACGCACACAGAAGAUGGGCGUUACCAAGUCAGGCCGACUCAUCACCUGGGAGGCUCCAUCAGUAGGAUCAGGUGAGCCCACUCUGCCUGAUGCAGUGGAACAGAUGCAGCCGCAGUUAAUCUCUCGCUUCCUGGAGGGCCAGUCUGGAGUCACCAUCAAGUCUGUGUCCUGUGGGGAUCUCUUUACCACCUGUAUGACAGACCGAGGUAUUAUUAUGACGUUUGGAAGCGGAAGCAAUGGCUGUCUCGGACAUGGGAAUUUUAAUGACGUAACACAGCCCAAGAUCGUGGAGGCCUUACUUGGAUAUGAGCUGGUCCAGGUGUCAUGUGGUGCUUCCCAUGUGCUUGCUGUGACCAAUGACAGAGAAGUAUUCUCCUGGGGAAGAGGAGACAAUGGUCGCCUGGGGAUGGGCACCCUGGACUCCCACAACUCUCCCCAGCAGGUGUGUGUACCAGGGGAGUUUGAGGCCCACAGGGUGCUGUGUGGAGUGGAUUGCUCCAUGGUUAUCAGCACCCACAACAGCAUUCUGGCCUGUGGCAGCAACAGGUUCAACAAGCUGGGGUUGGAUAAGAUCAACGCUGCAGAGGAGCCAGCCCCCUGUGACCAGAUUGAAGAAGUCCACUCGUUUAGUCCUGUCCAAUCAGCACCGCUGAACGUGGACAAGGUUGUUUACUUUGACAUUGGAACAGCCCACUCUGUUGCCGUCACAGAGAAGGGUAAGUGUUUCACGUUUGGCAGUAACCAGCAUGGUCAGCUGGGCUGUAGCUCCCGCCGAACCAGUCGUGUGCCCUACACGGUGCCGGGCCUACAGGGCAUCACCAUGGCAGCCUGUGGGGAUGCCUUCACUCUGGCCAUUGGAUCAGAAGGGGAGGUGUAUACCUGGGGAAAGGGGGCCCGUGGCCGCCUCGGAAGGAAAGAGGAGGAUUCUGGGAUACCGAAGGCAGUGCAGCUCGACGAGAGCCACCCGUUCACGGUGACGUCGGUGGCCUGUUGUCAUGGCAACACUCUGCUGGCAGUGAAACUAAAUAUUUUACCUAUUACCUUUUUGUUAAAGAAAAUUAUGUGAAAUUGCCAGUAGCACAUACUGUAUGUGGUGAAAUCAAACAGCAAUCACCAAUCCCGGGAUGAAAGAAAAGAGAAACUUGAGACAAGCUCCUUUUAGAUGACACUGACAGAGAUCCAUGUUUUUUCCUUGUAGAACAGAAGGUCUGAAAGAGCCUAUUUGUUAAUAGAUUGCUAAUUAGCUAACCCCACAAUGCAGAUUUUCCCGUAGCUUUCUCCCAGUCAGUCAAUUCGGAAGUGACCACCAAGCCCCAUGUUUGGCUUUUUGUGUCUCCAUAGCCUCAGGGUCUGUAGUAACAGAGGCUCAUUAACGGUGGUUGAGGCAAUCAGUUGUGCCUUGCUCUCCACAAGCAAUAAAAAGAACAACAGGGGCCUGCCUCCCUAUCAUGCUUAGCUCGUUAGCCAUUGGGGAGAUGAGCUGGGGUUAGCUCUGUCUAUAAACCUGAAUGUAACAAACCAGUGUCUCUGAUAAUAGGCGUCCUCUGUGCCAUGUCCACAAAACCAGGCAGAGGGUUGGUUAGGUUGUAUGUCUGUAUCCAUUUACACCAGUAAUCAUUUACUCACAUUUCACAUUGAUUUCAGGUUGCUUGCAUGCAGUUUAUGGAUGUUCAUGUAAUGUGAAUAGUUCCCCAACCUCAAUAAGAGAAUACUGUAUAUUAUCCAGCCUGUGAUGAAUGGUCCCUCUAAUCAGGAAUAGCGGACAAGCUAGCAAUUCCUCUGCUUUAAAACUCGAUGGUUUCCCAAAUGGCACCCUAUUCCCUUUGUAGUGCACUACUAUUGACCAGAGCCCAUAGGGUACUGCACUAUAUAGGGAACAGGAUGCCAAUUGGGACGUAAUCAAUAUCUAUUAAAAUGAUGCAUGAAAUAAACUAAAGCAACCCUCAUAUUAAAAAUAGAUGCAGAUUUAGGAAAUAUUAAAUUGCACAUAAAAUCUAGUCAGUAAGUAAGAGAGACGUCUCUAAUCUUUGGAAGAGACCCAAGACCUGUUCCAGUGUAACUCUGACCUGGCUGAGUAUUAGUGUGUACCAUGUGGUAGGGACCUGAAACGCCAACACAGUAGCCAGAGUGCCCUCACACAGGUCAUUUCACCUACAUUUGACUUCCAUGAGGUUUGUUAUUUUAUCAAUGUAUGAGUAGUACAUUAGUCCAGAUACAGUAUGACUAAAUCCAUGGUAGACAAUGGCAGUGUGUGGGCAUUAGAAACAUUAUUGUGCCACCAUACCUACUGCAUUGUGUCUAAGUGAAGUAGUCAAGAUAAAAAUGUGGGUGUAUCUAUAUCUAAAAUACAAGACUGAAAUAAUUCAAUACCUGUCCUGAAACCUUUUACAAGACUCAGGCCCCUUAUAGUAUGUAACUGUACACAUGCAUGCAUUGUGUAAGAUGGUAUAUUCUUGUCUGUCUUUAGUGCUAAUGUCAGUGAUACGUUGAUGGCUUGUCUGAUUGCUCUUUCUCAGCUUUGCUUGAGGAGCCUGUCCCCAGAUGAUACAGCUCUGAAAACCAUCCCACCACCGUCCACCCCCUCAGUAGCUGUCAGGAGAGAAACAGUGGCACAAGGUGAAGGAUUCCUGCACAUCUUACAGAUGUCUCAAGUCAGUUUAAAUGAACUUGUGCUUUUUUUUAUAUUAUGUUUUUCAUACAGUAUUAUGUAAAUGGUGGUGCCUUAUUAAUGGCACAAUUUAUGGAACAAAUGCAGAAAAUUCCAAACUUCUCAUUUUAGAAGCUAUUUAGCUUCCUAAGCUUGUGUAGCUGGUAGCUAAUAGAAUGCUUUACCAAAAGUAUUGGAGUGAGAUUGCAGGAGGAAGUCAUUGGGGAGCUUGGUUUUGUCCUCUCUCACCAGCGAGGUUAGCAUGAUAAAACACACAGUCCCAGGAUGUCUAACUGGUUUGGUAGCUUUAUUUACCCAGUAUUGAGUUAGGCAAAACAAUGUGUGUGAAGAAGGAAGGCUGCUUGUGUAGUACUGCCACUACAGUGUGAGCCUACUAACUGACUCGUCAGUGAAAUAAAGCAAGCAACUACAGCACUUUAAAUCUUGAGCACAUUAUCAGUUCUCUCAUUGUGCUUUUAGGAUUAGUCCUCAUCAAUUGGAUUAGUAACUUUUGUUUUCAUUCACAAUAACAGAUGGUUUGUUUAGUGUCAUAGUAAGGUACCUUUACACAACACAUGAACAGUGAAAUGUUCUUUAAGACUGUUGACUAAAGGAGGCCACUUCUAUAGUACAUCCAAUUCAAGACACAGACCUUUCAACCCUCAAUGAUGCCCAGCAUAAGAAACAAAGCCUUUUUUUGUGACUUUUUCUAAUCAUAGUCGCACACCUCAUGUAGCCU
Molecule: messenger RNA, 4425 nt
Organism: Coregonus clupeaformis (lake whitefish)
Lineage: Eukaryota; Metazoa; Chordata; Actinopteri; Salmoniformes; Salmonidae
Product: serine/threonine-protein kinase Nek8
Exons: 14
Coding region: 3-2105 (700 amino acids)
Biological process (GO): protein phosphorylation
Molecular function (GO): protein kinase activity; ATP binding
Source: RefSeq, a predicted model, not a curated record